Chanos chanos (milkfish) is the source of this 1552-nucleotide messenger RNA. RefSeq names its product transmembrane and ubiquitin-like domain containing 1 (gene tmub1). Bases 102 to 983 code for a protein of 293 amino acids. NCBI's taxonomy places the organism in Eukaryota, Metazoa, Chordata, Actinopteri, Gonorynchiformes, Chanidae. Gene Ontology annotation, molecular function: protein binding. The record is from RefSeq and is a predicted model, not a curated record. Gene Ontology annotation, biological process: ERAD pathway. The transcript is spliced from 3 exons.
GAAGUGUAAGUGGUAGUGAGUUAUUAUGUGCCGCGAUGCGAUGUGACAUGUCAACAGUGCCUGGUUUUAAGUUGCCUUAGUCUGGGACGCCGCAGCCCAGGAUGGCUCUGAUAGAGGGCGUGGGAGAUGAGGUUACCUUGCUUUUUGGUGCGGCGUUCCUGGUGCUGGUUCUGGUUCUGGCCUGGGCGUCCACUCACACAGUCGAACCCCCUGAACACCUUUUAACUACUGACCCCAGCAAUGCCUCCUCCACAGAAACAAACAGCCAGGAGCCACUCCCACCUGGUGACAUCACCUCACCAUCCAGCAGCCUGAGAGAAGAGAGUAAAGCGGAACCAGGGACAGAGGCAGCGGCCGAGGGACAGUCUUCCCCUGGUGUAGAUGAGGAAGGGGGUGGAGAAAGGGGCCUUCCAGAGGUGGCAGAAUUUGGGAGGGAUGGCCUUAGGCAUCGAGAGGCAGCCAGUCCUUCCCUCGGCACGCAGCCCUCUGCCAGCGCCUCAAGUGCCACCCCACCUCCCCCCGAUGCGUCCAAUGACACGCAGAGAAACAUGGUUUUGAGAUUAAAGUUCCUUAAUGACACUGAGCGAACAGCACAGGUGAAACCGGAGGAUACCAUUGGUUACAUUAAAAGGACGUACUUUGCCGGGCAGGAGCACCAGGUGCGUCUCAUCUACCAGGGUCAACUUCUUCAGGACGACACUCAAACACUGGCCUCCCUCAACCUGGCAGACAAUUGUGUCCUCCACUGCCACAUUUCCCAGCAUGCCACGCGGGCUGUGCCGGCGGGGGCCAGGGCGGCAGACCAGGUCCACGUGGCCCUGAACGUGGGGAGCCUCAUGGUGCCCUUGUUUGUUCUCAUGCUGUCAGUUCUUUGGUACUUUCAGAUCCAGUACCGCCAGUUCUUCACCGCGCCCGCGACCGCCUCUUUGGUCGGCAUCACCAUUUUCUUUAGCUUCGUGGCGUUUGGGGUUUACCGUCGUUAAAAAGGGGGUUGUGUCCGACUCCAUGGCCAUGACCCACUUCUCUCAACACAUCUACACUGUUUGCACUCACAUUUGCUCACAUGCCGGUGCCAGUCUGUGUGGCUUCUUCUGGAUCUUAGGACUCUUUAGGGUUGAUUAAAGGCUGUGAUGAUGUCAGAGAUAUGGUUCAAUAAUCUCUGAGGCAUAUUUUUGUUUUUUUGUUUGUUUGUUUUGUUUGUUUGUUUGUUUUGUUACAUACAAGUCAUAUUAAUCUGCACCAGAUUUGAGUGUGUCACGAACAAAUGUGCUAUAUGUAUUUUUGUUUGUUUGUUUGUUUGUUUAGUUUUCUUUUUUAAUGUAUAGGAAAGCUCAUUGUGCCUAUCCUAAUUUUUCUCUCUCGUUUUCGGUAUGCAAGUAACUGGUGAUUUGCUGGUGCUUGCUAGUAAGAGGGGUUACGGUUAAUGUGACUGUCCAGAUUUUGAGCAGGUUUGCAUGUCUGUCUCACACAUUAGUAGACCAGAGUGGGCAGCACUGAUGUUAUUAAAGGUUGGGACAUCAAAAGUAAUUUGUGUAAAAUAUGGCUUUUUGAA